AUGGAACAUUUAAAAAAAUCCAUUGAAAAACAACAAAGUGUUUUUACCACUUACAAGAAGGACUCAGAACUGGUGACAAAGUUGAGUUUUAAACUUUGUGAAUGUAUGGCAGAAAAGGGAAAGCCUUUCAGUGACGGAGAUUUUAUUAAAAACUGUUUGACAAUAUUUACAGAAUAUGCAUGCCGAGAGAAAAAACAUUUGGAGGAGCAAACCAGCCUUUCCCGCUUUACUGUUUCCUGCCGAACAAAUGAUCUUUCAGAUAAUAUCAAAGAAACUUUGAAAGAGAGAUUGAAAUCGUGUGAAGCUUUCAGUCUGGCAUUGGAUGAGGGCACUGAUAUCAGUGACACAGCCCAACUUGUCAUUUUCAUCAGAGCUGUUACUGCUGGCUUUGAUAUUGUUGAAGAGUUUUUAGAUAUGGCCAGCCUUUACUCCACCACCACAGGACAAGAUAUCUGUGAACAAGCGCUCAAGGUUUUGAAAACGUUUGAACUUAAUACUGCUAAAUUGUGUGGUGUUACAACAGAUGGUGCUCCUUCCAUGACAGGUAGGACAAAUGGAUUUACCAAAAAAUUUCUAAAUGCGUUGAAGCGGUUGGACUUUUCUGCUGUACGUUGGCUCAGUAGAGCAGCCACUCUGAAGAGGUUCUGGAAUCUGCAAAAGGAGAUAAAGUUCUUUAUGGAGAGCAAACAUCAGAAUUUCGCCUUCUUGAGCAAUGAGAAUUUGUUGAAUGACUUAGCAUUCAUCACAGACAUUACACAGCAUUUGUAUGAUCUGAACAUAAAACUACAAGGAAAAAGCCAGCUUGUGAAUAAGAUGUUUAAGCAUAUUUGUGCUUUUGAGAAGAAAUUGGAACUUUCUCAGGUUCAGAUAAGUAAAGCAAUAUUGACUCAUUUUACGUGUCUUGCAAACAGAUUUACAGAUCUUGGACAAAAUGGAAUUAAAUUGAAGUUGUUUGCUCAACCCUUUGAUUUGGUAGUGGAAGACUGUCCUGAUGGUUUCCAAAUGGAACUCAUUGAGUUGCAGGCUGAUAUGGAAACCAAGAGAAAAUAUUCUGAAAACAAUUUGGUAGAUUUUUACAAACUCUAUGUUUGUGAAAAGUAUCCCAAUUUGUUCCGUCAUGCAAAAAGAAUGACCUCUCUCUUCGGUAGCACCUACUGCUGUGAACAAUUUUUCUCCAAAAUGAAGCUCAUCAAAAACAGAUGUAGAAGUCAGUUGACUGACGAGCAUUUGACCAGUCAGUUAAAGGGUUGCUACAACUUCUGUCAAAGAUGA
Styela clava is the source of this 1272-nucleotide messenger RNA. The record is from RefSeq and is a predicted model, not a curated record. Lineage: Eukaryota; Metazoa; Chordata; Ascidiacea; Stolidobranchia; Styelidae.